AUGAACGGCUACUACCGUCUCGCGGCGGCCCAGGCUACUCACACUGACUAUGCGAUAUUUCGGCGUUACAUGCCCCUGCACACUGUUGACCUUAACCGGCUGCAGGCCGAGAUCGCCUACCUCUGGGACGAUCUCCGUGGCCAGCUCGCCGCCGACCGCGCUUCUGGAGACGCCACUCGAGCCCGCUACGAAUGCGAACUCCGUCUACUCCUCGAGUCGAAGGACGUGAAAAAGCCAAAACAGCUUGUGAUCCUCGACCAGCUUCGUCAGAAGCUCAAGGAAUAUGCUGAAGCUCAACUUCGCUACCACGCUAUCCAGCAACUCCCUACUGCCGCCCCCGUCCACCAACAAGGACUGCGUGACUGGAUGCUGGACCAAGAGGGCGGCGGCGACUGCUUCCCCGACAUCGAGGGACUCCUCUGGGGUGCCGAGUAUGCCUACGACCUCGUCUCCCUGUCCGCAAAGAAUCAGAAAGAGGACGCAAUCACCAGCUUCAUCAGCAACACGUGCAUGGCACUCUACCACCAGACUCUUGGCCACAGAUGGAAACAACAGUCCAAAAUCCCUGACCCCUUUAGCGGCCAGCGGCAACCGACGCCCAUCUAUUCCUACUCCGACAAGGCCAUCGCCUCGGUCGUGGGGACGUGCAGCAAUCUGCUGGCCUCGAUGAUACCCGCCCUGGGCGCCCUCGCCUUGUUCUACAUCAAGUCAGCAGAGGCACGAAUGGGCGCCAUCGUCGGCCUGACCUUCUCGUUCAGUGUGGCUGUGUCCCUCGUGGCGGGCGCGGGAAGAACCGAGUGCUUCGUGGCCACGUCGGCAUUCGCGGCAGUUCUGAUGGUAUUUGUUGGCAACGAUGGGGCCGUCUGCAGUUGCUGA
Cyphellophora europaea CBS 101466 is the source of this 876-nucleotide messenger RNA. RefSeq lists its product as uncharacterized. Bases 1 to 876 code for a protein of 291 amino acids. The transcript is spliced from 2 exons. Lineage: Eukaryota; Fungi; Ascomycota; Eurotiomycetes; Chaetothyriales; Cyphellophoraceae. The record is from RefSeq and is a predicted model, not a curated record.